UUACUCUCCCUGGCUUCGCUCUGGAGCUGCCUGCGGGCGCGCUUCGCAGCCGAGGCAGACCCCAAAGAUGCGGAGGCAGGGGCGGAGGUGGUAGUUUUCCCAGAGUCGCCCUUGCAGAAACCCACAGUGUUCGUAACCAUCCUGGCCCGCAACGCUGCGCACACGCUGCCCCAUUUCUUGGGCUGCUUGGAGCGGCUGGACUAUCCCAAAGAUAGGAUGGCCAUCUGGGCAGCCACUGAUCACAAUGUUGACAAUACAACAGAGAUCCUCAGAGAGUGGCUGAAGAACGUUCAGAAAUUAUACCACUAUGUGGAAUGGAGGCCUAUGGAUGACCCUCAGUCUUACCCCGACGAAAUUGGACCAAAGCACUGGCCAGGCUCCCGAUUUACCCAUGUGAUGAAACUCCGGCAGGCUGCCCUUCGAACUGCGAGGGAAAAAUGGUCAGACUACAUCCUGUUUAUAGAUGUUGACAAUUUCUUGACUAAUCCACAAGCCCUCAAUCUGAUGAUCGCUGAAAACAAGACGAUUGUGGCCCCGAUGUUGGAAUCUCGAAGCCUCUACUCUAAUUUCUGGUGUGGAAUCACACCUCAGGGCUACUAUAAACGGACCCCAGACUACCUUCAGAUUAGAGAAUGGAAGAGAAGAGGCUGUUUUCCUGUUCCAAUGGUCCACUCCACAUUCCUCAUUGACCUCAGGAAAGAGGCCUCAUACAAGCUGAUGUUUUUUCCCCCACACCAGGAUUAUUCCUGGACUUUUGAUGACAUCAUUGUCUUUGCCUUCUCCUGUAGGCAAGCAGGUAUUCAGAUGUAUCUCUGCAACCGAGAACACUAUGGCUAUCUCCCCAUUCCACUGAAGCCACACCAGACACUACAAGAAGACAUCGAGAAUCUCAUUCACGUGCAGAUAGAAGCAAUGAUCGACCAUCCUCCAAUUGAACCCUCCCAGUAUGUCUCAGUGGCCCCCAAAUACCCAGACAAGAUGGGAUUUGAUGAGAUUUUCAUGAUAAACCUUAAACGGCGGAAGGACAGACGGGACCGAAUGUUGCGCACACUUUAUGAACAAGAGAUUGAGGUCAAAAUUGUAGAGGCUGUGGAUGGAAAGGCCCUGAAUACAAGUCAGCUGAAAGCUCUGAAUAUCGAAAUGCUACCUGGGUACAAGGAUCCCUAUUCUUCUAGGCCAUUGACAAGGGGUGAAAUUGGUUGCUUUCUUAGCCACUAUUCUAUCUGGAAGGAGGUAAUUGACCGAGAACUGGAAAAGACGCUUGUUAUUGAGGAUGAUGUGCGUUUUGAACAUCAGUUUAAGAAGAAAUUGGUGAAGUUGAUGGAUGACAUUGACCGUGUGCAACUAGACUGGGAAUUGAUUUACAUUGGUCGGAAGAGAAUGCAAGUUCAAGAACCAGAGAAGGCCGUGCCCAAUGUCAUGAAUCUGGUCGAGGCUGAUUACUCCUACUGGACCCUGGGCUAUGUCAUCUCCUUGGAAGGGGCUCAGAAGCUGGUUGGAGCUGACCCCUUUGGGAAAAUGCUGCCAGUAGAUGAGUUCCUGCCGGUCAUGUACAACAAGCAUCCUGUAGCCAAAUACAUGGAGUACUAUGAGCCCAGGGAUCUGAAGGCUUUCUCAGCUGAACCCUUGCUCAUCUAUCCCACCCAUUACACAGGGCAGCCUGGUUACCUGAGUGACACAGAGACAUCCACCAUCUGGGACAAUGAAACUGUGUCCACCGACUGGGACAGGAAGCAUUCCUGGAAGUCUCGGAAGCAGGCACACAUCCACAGCAAUGCCCAGAAUACAGAUGCUCUACCCCCCACCACUUCCCUGGACACAGCGCCCUCACGGGAUGAAUUAUGAUGGGGCCUGCGGUUCUGUCUACAACUGGACCUGCCUUUUGCUUUUUGUUUGUCUUUAGAGAUAAUCCUCCAGUUUCCUUUUUUAUUUCAUUGUCACUCUGAGAAGAUCAAGUUGAUUUGACUCGUUUGAUUGAAAAUAGUAAAUUAUUAGAAAGGAAAGGCAAUAAUUUAAGAAGGCUCUAGGAAAAUGGGAAGAUAGGCUUCUUUUUUUUUAAACAAGUUUGGUUUGAUCAGAUGCUUUGGCUCAUCUCCUUUGUGAAGUGGCUGCUCACAUGAAGGCCAAGCCCUGUAGCUGAGUGAUCUGGAUGACCUGGGCUAAGCGCCAGGCUAUCAGGAGACCCAGGAAUGAGCUGUCGAGGCAAAAGCAACAAUUGGCCCAAUCAUUUUGUGGUUAUGAAUGAGCAUCACUUUUAUGCAAACUGUGUUGCUGAAAAGUACAUAUAGAGCAAACUUCGUUUAGUUGAAUUAUCUCUUAAAUGCACUAGUGGGUCUUAUUUAGGGUAACCUUGUUCUGCCUUCUUUGGAGAACAAAGUGUACUUUCGCAGAAUUUUUUUUUUCUUUUGCGUGACUCUAACGUGUCAAGUAUCAUCUUUGUGAAAGUGAGGUCUACCAACGUUUUGGUCCUCUUGAAAAUGCUAGACCAAUAGGAUUAGCGUUUUAUGCUUUCUGUUGCUGGCUCGGCACUUGACCAUCAUGACAUUCCAAAAUCCUGAGGUGACUGUGACCAACAACUGUCCCAAGUCCCAAGAUAUAGUCUAAAUAUUUUCUGAGUUUACAUCAGUUGUUUUAGGGGUAUUUAAAAAAAAAGCUCUGUCUUUUGCAUUUUCCCAAUGAUUACUGCAGUUAGAAUGCUCCAUUUAUACUGACACAUUUAAAAUAUGGGAUUAUGAUGAUUCCUACCCAGAGGUUUCAUGGUACUACUGUAACAGUUCCAUUCUCUCCUCCACCAUCUGUGUCACUAAAGAAGCUUUAGAUGUGAAAUUUUAUCAGAUGUUAUCCAGAAAGAGACAGAGAGAGAGACAGAGGAUAAAAGAGAGAAGAGAGAGACAGAGAAAAAGAAGAGAGAUAGAGAGAA
Vombatus ursinus (common wombat) is the source of this 2920-nucleotide messenger RNA. RefSeq names its product collagen beta(1-O)galactosyltransferase 2 (gene COLGALT2). The record is from RefSeq and is a predicted model, not a curated record. Gene Ontology annotation, molecular function: procollagen galactosyltransferase activity. Lineage: Eukaryota; Metazoa; Chordata; Mammalia; Diprotodontia; Vombatidae. The transcript has 12 exons. The coding region runs from base 217 to 1845 and encodes 542 amino acids.